UUGCGAUAGUCUUCCGCUGGACGACCUAGUACUCCAACCGAUUCUGCAAAUUGAGGAUUACAGAGAGAUUUUAAAAAAGCGAGCGCUGGGAUCAAAUAUAUUAGUCGCUAUUACCUACAGCGGGAUAUUAACGUGGCGUUUUUCGUAUGUAAAAAUACCCCGUCUCUCAAAGGCGUUUGAAAUCGGACACCGCUGGCGUUGGGGCCCUCACUUUUGUGCGGAGGGAUACGUUGUUGCGUCUGACAAUGUGGACGGAGGUGGAGAAGAUGUCUGCGAGAAGAAUGAAAUCAUCUCAGUUGUAACAACAACAAAAAAAGAGGGGGAGACGCGAGAUUAGUUACUAUAAUAGAAUUGUUUGCAUACAGACUUGUUAGGGUUAAAGCGAACACGUGGGCGCCGUGUGAAGAGCGCGUUUUCCUGGACAAAAGGAAGACGUCCACUGUGCUCCAAUGCGUUUCAUGCACUGAGGUCGAAAUUCUCUCAACUUUUAUGUUUUUCUCACUCGCCUUUCUUUUUACUGUUGGAUACCAGACGCACGGACAGGAGAGGGUUUAUUAGAGACGGAAGGGUAUGAACGAACAGCAGCAAAGAAUGGCUGCAGUGGGAACUGACAAGGAACUCAGCGACCUCCUGGAUUUCAGUGCGAUGUUUGCACCGCCUGUAGCCAAUGGGAAGAACAGGACACUGACACUUGCUAGCAGUCAGUUUGGUGGAUCAGCACUGGAUGAGCGCAGUGGCUCUGGGUCAUGGGGUUCAGCAGAACAGGACAGUCCCUCUUUCAGUCAAGGACGGGCGUAUGGAGAAGGAUCCCACUUCAGUGAUCACGAAGGCCUGUCUUCUCCAUUCAUCAGUUCAGGGAUUGCGGGUAAAAAUGAAAGGCCAUCAUAUGCUCCCUUUGGAAGCCAGCCUACUUUCCUUCCUAAUGACAUAGCUAUGUCCAGUCCAGAUGCCAUGUCUCCAUCUGCCCUGAAGUCGGGCUCCCAGUUUUACCCCUCGUAUCCCAACAACCCCAGGAGAAGACCACCUGAAGGAGUAAUAGAAACCCAGCCAAAGAAGAUUCGGAAACCCCCUGGUCUGCCAUCUUCUGUAUACGCAUCCACGUCUGGUGACGAGUAUGCUAGGGACAGUGGAGGAUAUCCCAGUGCUAAGCCUGGAGCUGUAUACCCUGGCUCUUUCUACAUGCAAGAAGACCCCUGGUCAUCUUCUGGAUACUCUGCCAUGUUGGGUAACUCACCACAUGUUGGACAGUCAGGCUCCUUCUCUGCAAUUAACCCACAAGACAGAAUGAACUAUCCUCUGCACGGCAGUGAAGUCAACGGCUUUCACUCAGCCCCCACAACCUACAACCACACACCUACCAUCAAUGGUGAUGGCAUCAUAGCAAACCGAGGCACCACAGCCAGCAGUUCAGGAGAUGAGAUUGGAAAAGCUCUUGCCUCAAUCUACCCUUCGGACCACAACAGUAAUAACUUCUCCUCAGCCCCGUCCACUCCUGGCUCUCCUCAGGGUAUUACAGGAGCUCAGUCUCAGUGGCAAAGACCGACCACACCCAGCUAUGAAGGGCAGCCACACACACUGCAGAGUAAAAUGGAGGACCGUUUGGAGGAGGCCAUUCAUGUACUGCGUAGCCAUGCCGUAGGACAAGGCCCCGGAUUGGAGGGCCAGACUGACAUGCACAGCUUGCUGUCGUCGGUGCACAACGGGGGUCUCGGAGCCCUCUCUCCAGCUUUUCCCAAUGCAAGCCUCGCCCUCAGCAACAGACAUCCUUCUAUGCAGGGAGGGAAGCAUGAGGACGCCACAGGCCUUCCUCCCAGCAGCACUCUCCUGCAUGGCCAUCAUGCUUCUGGACCCACACCAUCAGUUGGGCAACCAGAGGGAUUUACUAAUCUUCCCGGUGGCUUGGCCAGAUCCACACACUCCUCCAGCAGCUCUGACAUUAAAAGGGAAGACAAGGAGGAUGAUGAGAACUCUUCUGUUGCAGACAAAUCUGAGGAUGAAAAGAAGGACCCCAAGGUAGCACGCAUUCGAACAAGAAAGGAGGUGUUGACCCUCCCGAUGCUCUCUGGCCUUUCAGACCAGAAAGAUGAUCAUGACAAUGAAGAUGACGAGGACAUUCCCCCUGAGGUGAAGUUGGAGAGAGAGAGGGAACGACGAGUGGCUAACAAUGCACGUGAGCGUCUCAGAGUACGGGACAUCAACGAGGCAUUUAAGGAGCUUGGAAGGAUGUGCCAGCUGCACCUCAGCCACGACAAACCUCAGACCAAACUUCUCAUCCUGCAUCAAGCCGUCAACGUCAUCCUCAAUUUAGAACAACAAGUUAGAGAGCGUAACCUUAACCCCAAGGCAGCGUGUUUAAAACGCCGUGAAGAGGAGAAGGUGUCCGGGGUGGUGGGGGAAGCACCCAUGCAGCUCUCAGGAGGCCACCCUAGUAUGGGAGGAGAUGGCCACAACCCAGUUGGCCACAUGUAACACCUGAUUUGGUGGUGUUUCCUUGGCUGUCAGAGGAUGUGGCCUUAACAGAUUUCUUCCACCCAUUAUUCUCAGUGUGUGUGUAUAUAUAUGGACAUGUUUGUGUAUUGUACGUUCAAGUUUCAAGAUGCACAUUCACACUUGUACACACAUGCAUACUGCCAAAACUGACACAGCCUGUUUGUCGCACUCAACCAUGACUACAAGCUCAAAUGUGAAGAACUUUUUUUUAAUGUUUUUUUUUGUUGUUGUUGUUUGUUUGUUUUUUUAAUACAUGUGAUUUGGUUUUCUUUUUGGUGUCCACAAGAGGAUUGAACACUGCGCCGGAGUACUUUUGUCCUGCCACACAUUGGGACUUCACACACUGCCGAGAGGUGCUCUGGUGAAAGAAAGGAGACCUAACAAACACAGAUUGAAUCAAGGAUUUGUGCCUAAUUGUUACAUGUUUUCUAUUAGACAUUUAAGCAGAUUGCUUUACAAGUGAGGAACAUAUAUCGUGAGGGAUUGCUUGUGUGUAUGAGCAAUUAUUUUUAAUGUCAUUCCCAGCGUGAUGGUGCAGUCUUACAUAUGUUAUGUAACCAAGCCAAUAGUUGAAGUUGAGUUGUCUGGAAUUCUGUGACUUUUCCUUGGUCUUACGAACAUAUUUUGUGAGCACGGAGGAAUGAUCACAAGGAAAAGAUCAAAGUUUGAUGCUUAAAGCGCAGUUCAGAGAAAAGACGGGAACUCUGACCUAGAAGCAGCGUCUGACUGAAGCCCUGUCUCUUCCCUCGAGGCGUCUGGAGACUUGGAGUUGAAGACUCCUUCCUUGAAGGUUACCGUUUCUUUUUUUCUUCAAGUCACCGAACCUGUCAAUUAUGAAAAGCUGUUCUUCCUUUUUUGUUACCCACAUACACAUUCUAGUGUUACUCCUGUAAGCCCUGCUUUAAUUACUAAAGCAUACACCGAUGAGAUGAAGCACAGAUGUAUAGAUUUAGGCUGGACAUCGGAGAGUGUUGACCUGAAAAUGUUGUAUAAAAAAAAAAGCCGUUUGAGACAUUUAAGUUAUCAGCACCACUUUUUGCUGUUACUUACUUGAAGUUGUUCAUUGACGAUGCCCACAGAAUAUCAGCUCGAGUUUUGCCCCCUUAAUAGACGUCCUGUAACAGACAAAAACUGUCCGGGUUCCGCUGUGGGUGGGAUCCCGUCAGUCCGCAGAUGUUGAAGCAGACGAGCCUUUGUGUAACGGAGGCUUCCUUUUCCAAAAAUGAGCAUUCCCAUUGAAUUACAGCCCCUUGCCUUCCUCCCGAGUUGUUUCUCAUAUUUCUUGCUGAGAGAAGUGUGACAUGUAAAUUCACUUCAUACAUUACUGUUUCAUUUUUUUUCAAAAUUUAAAUAUAUAUAAAUAUAUAUUUUUUGUUAGUCUAUACAUUGUAGAUUUUUUACAUAAAUGGCAAUAUUAGUUUGAAGUUUAGAGUGUAUUGUAGAUGAUCUGAAUAAGGGGAUAUUUGACAUUUAAAUGAAAUUGUUAAAAAAAAAAAUGACUUCAAAAUUUAACCAGAAUGGCAGAUAAGGAGUCGACAAUAUGGGGGAAAUGUUGAAAGUGUUUUGCUGUAUUCUUUAUUCCAGUUUUUGUUCAAAGGCGAGUCAGCUACCCAGGUGAAUUGUGUACAUUUUGAGGUGUGUGGACAGAAUGAGUGCCACGAUCCUGUUGAGGUUUCUUUCAGCAGUGAGGCACUGGCUUAAAAAAAACAAAAACAAACAAAAAAAAAAAACAGUGGGAAGUUUUUUUUUCUUUGCUGACAGUAAUUAUGCAACUGGUUUUUUGAAUGUAGCUACCAUAUAAAUGUGGAUCGCCUUCAUUUUCAGAUGUGUUCCUGGGUUUUGUUUUAUUUUCUGUCCAUACAGUGUAAUAAUUUUCUUUUCACCUUUUGUUUUUUCUAAUGUCUGCCCUCAAGUGGCUCUCAGUGUGCAGCUCACUUUGUUUUAUGCUGCACAUUUUGUAGGCAGAUGCUUGUAUUUGGGUGUACGAUAAUAGAUCAUAUGGAGAACAAAACAGUGUUAGUGUGACGUUGUUCCCAUGUCAUGUUGUGAAUGGUUUCUCUCCCCCUACCUCCUCCCCCCACCCCCCCAAAAAAACAUGUAAUCACAAAUGGGAGGUAGAACAUUUUGUGUUAAAUUUUUACAAAAACAGAUGAAGAAAAAGACCUAUACAAAUCGAUAGUGUGGCCUUUUCAUUCUCAAGACUUAAGAUGUCAUGAUGGGAGAGUGAUACCUUAUCAGUGCCUGAACUUGUAUUUUCAUUUAAGACAGUUUUAUUUUGUGAACCAUAUCAUUUCAUUUAUCACUGAGAUUAAAGAGGUACUUGUCCAUUCCCCCACCCUCCCAUCUAAUGCUUUUUCAAUUUUCAGGAAGAGUUUAAAAUCGUAUAAAGAGAUUUUCUUUCAUUGUAUCUAGUUAAAUAAAUAAAUGUUACUUAGCUCUUGUUAA
Thalassophryne amazonica is the source of this 4935-nucleotide messenger RNA. RefSeq names its product transcription factor 3b (gene tcf3b). Lineage: Eukaryota; Metazoa; Chordata; Actinopteri; Batrachoidiformes; Batrachoididae. The transcript has 21 exons. The record is from RefSeq and is a predicted model, not a curated record. Gene Ontology annotation, biological process: regulation of transcription by RNA polymerase II. Gene Ontology annotation, molecular function: protein dimerization activity; DNA-binding transcription factor activity, RNA polymerase II-specific; RNA polymerase II cis-regulatory region sequence-specific DNA binding. Gene Ontology annotation, cellular component: transcription regulator complex. The coding region runs from base 571 to 2469 and encodes 632 amino acids.